Messenger RNA from Auanema sp. JU1783, 1812 nucleotides. NCBI's taxonomy places the organism in Eukaryota, Metazoa, Nematoda, Chromadorea, Rhabditida, Rhabditidae. The record is from the annotation of a GenBank genome assembly.
AUGGAACUACGACCAAUCACUUAUGAUAUGCCGAAAGUCCCUUCAGCCAGAACACUUGAAGUCAUGGGUGGUCUUCUGGAUAAGAAGAUGUCCAUGACUUCGUUAAGCCAAUCUCUACGAGGAUUGUCUAAUCCAUAUGAAAGGGAUAAGGGACAAGAAGACACCAUUUUUGAUUUGUUUAAGAUUCCUGGCAAGAAUGAAGCUUCCAUUGGACGCUUGCUGUCGGUUUUAAAGUCAUUCGGUCUUCGAGAAAAAGAUCCUCGAAUGCUGCCGUUGAUGACAAAGCUUCAUGCCAUUGAGAAGGAAGAAGAAGAGCGCAAUAAUGAACAGCAGGAACAAAAGCAUUGGAAAUUGAGUCGAGAACAAUUCAAAGAAUGUAUUAGCGGCUGCGUAGACUUGAUUUCUACGGCGUUACAGAAUGACUUAGUCAUACCGUGCUGGCAACACUUCGUAGAGACAAUUAAACAGAUUUUUAACGAAUGCGCUGAGGAAACUGGAGGGCAGGUUGCUGAUUAUAUUCCACAGUUAGCUAGACAAUCUCCUAAGCAAUGGGGAAUGGCUAUUUGUACAGUUGAUGGCCAGCGGGUAUCCUUGGGAGACUCUAAAGUUGCUUUUUGUGUUCAAUCAGUUUCGAAAGCUUUCAAUUAUGCUAUAGCAGCUUCAGACUUGGGUGCUGAUGUUGUUCAUUCCUACGUGGGUCAAGAGCCUAGUGGUAGAUUCUUCAACGAAAUCUGCCUUGAUUCUAAAAAUAAACCUCACAACCCUAUGGUAAACUCCGGAGCCAUCAUUGUGACGUCCUUAAUUAAGAACAAGCUAGAUAUGGCUGAUCGCUUCGAACAUGUUCUAACUGAGUAUAGACGAAUUGCUGGCGGCGAAUACAUCGGAUUCAACAACGCCACAUUCUUAUCAGAGCGUUCGACAGCUGACAGGAACUAUGCUUUAGCCUAUUAUAUGAAAGAAAAUCAUUGUUUCCCCCCUGAGACGAAAUCUCUAACAGAUGCUCUGGAUUUCUAUUUCCAAUUGUGUUCUAUUGAAGGAACAUGUGAGUCCCUCAGUGUUAUGGCUGCUACGCUUGCCAACGGUGGUGUAUGCCCCAUCACUUAUGAGAAAUGCAUCGAUUCCCAUCCUUGUCGUGAUGUUCUCUCCCUCAUGUACAGUUGCGGCAUGUAUGAUGCAUCCGGACAAUUUUCCUUUACAGUUGGACUUCCUGCCAAAUCUGGAGUAUCAGGUGUAAUGAUAGUUGUCAUACCUAAUGUCAUGGGUAUCUGCUUGUGGUCUCCAUCCCUGGAUAAAUUGGGUAAUAGUGUUCGAGGUGUAGCAUUUUGCAAGAAACUAGUAUCGAUGUUCAAUUUCCACAACUACGAUUGUCUAUUGCAUACUGUAAACAAUAAGAUUGAUCCUAGACGGAGAGAUUUAAGAGAAAGAGAUCGCAGCCUCCCUGUACUCUAUGUGGCAAGAUCAGGAGAUUUAGUUGCCAUGCGAAGAUUAUAUAUGCAAGAUGUUGACUUAUCUACUUCUGACUAUGACAAACGGACAGCCUUGCAUGUUGCAGCUUCCGAAGGAAAUUUGCCCAUGAUUAAAUUCUUGGUUAAUGUUGCUAAAGUUAAAGUUGACACUAUGGACAGGUGGGGCAGAACACCCUUAGACGAUGCUAACUUCUUCAAACAUCCAGAGUGUGCGCGAUUCAUCGAGAAAGCAUUGAGAAGGCCUUUGGGUCGCACAGACUCUGUUUCAUCAGUGGAAACAGAUGAUGAUGAUUCGGAAGACGGUCUUCCUAAAGCAAUUUUUUCAAUAGAUCAUCCUUACGGUUAA